AAAAAAUCAGGUUUCUUCCUUUUGCCGUCGACUAUCUCCAAAUUUCACAAAAUUCUUCUUGAUUUAUCUCUAAAUUCAUUCAAAGUUUGGAUAGACUACAACAACACAAGAAGAGAUUUUCGGAUUUGAAGUCCUUAUCAAGAGUCGCAGAAGAUUUUCGAAGUCGAUUCAAAUUGGGAUUCCUGAUAUUUUGAAGGUAUGAAUCUAGCCUUAAAAGAGGGAAGAUGUGAAAUGUUUCUGUGGCAAAUCUCCCUAGUGCCACAUCUACUCUUGGAAAGGAGCCAAUGCCAACCAAAUCCAACUAUUGGUGGAACUUCUGGGACAAAGCCAUUUAUUUUAAAUGCUGGUGUUGCUACAGUUCAAUCUAAUGAUCAAGAAGAGACUCAAGUUGUCAAGUCAAUCACAGAGGAUAAAGACAAGGCAAUUAAAGCGAAGGUGCAGUUGAUGGAGGAAACACUAAAAUCGAUGCAAGGUGUCCAAACUAAUAAACCGGUUGACAUCUCAUCUUUGUGCUUUUUCCCAAACAUUCAACUACCCCAUAAGUUUAAAUUGCUUGAGUUUGAUAAGUACAAUGGCACUGGUUGUCCUUAUGCCCACUUGACGAUGUAUUGUAGGAAGAUGGCUCCUUAUGCCAAUGACGAGAAGCUAAUGAUACAUUACUUUCAAGACAGUCUGACAGGUCCUGCAGAUGCUUGGUUUUCAACUUUAGACAAGAGUAAAGUUAAGAGUUGGCAUGAUUUGACUCACAACUUUAUGAAGCAAUAUGAAUACAAUACGUCAUUAGCUCCUAGUAGAGAGGAUCUUCAAAAGACAGAAAAGAAACGAAGUGAGAACUUUAAGGAAUUUGCUCAGAGAUGGUGUGGAUUGGCUGCUCGAGUUCAACCUCCACUGACCGAUCAUGAAUUAAGUAAUUUAUUCAUCAAGUCAACCAAAGGACCUUAUCGUGAGAAGUUAAUAACUUGUGUGAAUGACACUUUUGCCCAGUUGGUUGUUGUGGGAGAACAAGUGGAGGAUGGAAUCAAGUUUGGAAUUAUCAUGGAUUAUCAAGCAAUGAAGAGUAUCCUUGAACAAUACCAAAAUGAUAGUUUAGGGGUUUCUAGUUCAAAGAAAGUGGGUCAAAAUCAAAACAAGGAGAAUGAGAAUGGUACUAUAAGCUCAGUUUAUGAAACAUAUGGGAGACAUAAUCAGCCACGUCCUCAAGGGCAAUUCAAUAAUUCUUUCCAAGCUCCAACUUAUCAAUUGAUAGUUUGUUCAAGUCAGCCAAGGCCACUUUAUGCCUUUGGUAUCAAUUGUCCACAACAAAAAGUGAGACGACAUUUCGACAAGCUUCCUUUAUCAUACACUGAAGUGUUUCAACAGUUGAUAGUAGCUAGUCUUGUUACUCCCGUACCUAUGGUGCCAUUAAAUCCACCAUUUCCAACAUGGUAUAACCCACAAGCAAGAUGUGAAUACCAUAGUGGAGGUGUUGGACAUGACCUUGAAAAUUGUCUUGCUUUAAAGCAUCGUAUCCAAGAUCUGACAGAGGCAAAGGAGUUACAGAUUACAUCAAAACCCGAACUUGUUGGUCCAAAUAUCACUAAAAACCCCCUACCAACACACAAUAGUUCAACAGUCAAUAUGAUCGAGAAGGAUUUUGAGGAAAGUCAAGAGGUGGCUACAGCUACUUUCACCAAUCAAGUUUCAUCAACUCCUAGAUAGCCUUUAAUAUUGAAGGGACUAGCGCUUACAGUUCCACUCAAACAAGGUUGAUCUUAGAACUGGUAUUGAUGAGGGCUUGAAUAAGUGAACAAUGGAGUUUUUCUAUUACUAUCAGUUUGGAAUAAAAUGUGUCCAGCAUGUUAGUUUUCAUUUGCAUUUUCCAAACUCCUUUCAUAUUGCAAUUUGAAUCUUUGUUCUUCAUGUUUUAAUUCAUAGUUUUUCAAUUCUUGAUUUUAUACUUCCAUGAGUUCAAUUGUUAAUGAACUUGAAUUCAAUUU
Molecule: messenger RNA, 1976 nt
Organism: Rubroshorea leprosula
Lineage: Eukaryota; Viridiplantae; Streptophyta; Magnoliopsida; Malvales; Dipterocarpaceae
Source: the annotation of a GenBank genome assembly